Messenger RNA from Trematosphaeria pertusa, 2487 nucleotides. Its product is annotated as dynamin-1. Lineage: Eukaryota; Fungi; Ascomycota; Dothideomycetes; Pleosporales; Trematosphaeriaceae. The coding region runs from base 1 to 2487 and encodes 828 amino acids. Gene Ontology annotation, cellular component: microtubule; membrane; cytoplasm. The record is from RefSeq and is a predicted model, not a curated record. The transcript is spliced from 5 exons. Gene Ontology annotation, molecular function: GTPase activity; GTP binding; microtubule binding.
AUGGAAUCCCCUUCCCCAGAAUCGGUCUCGCUAGAACAACUUCAGUCUCCGGAGCAGGUAGAACUGCUAGACGCCAUCGACAAGCUUCGGAACCAAGGCCUGGGCCAUUACAACAUCAGUCUCCCACAGCUCAUUGUCUGCGGAGAGCAGUCAUCGGGAAAGAGCUCCCUGCUCGAAGGCUUGACCCGACUCCGCUUUCCAACUGGAGACGGCCUAUGCACAACUUUCGCGACGGAAUUGGUCCUCCGAAAGGACAGUGCCGUCGACAUAACAUGCACUAUCGUUCCAGGCAAGGAACGGUCCCAAGCCGAGCGACGUGAACUAUCCAAGUUCAGUCGGCGCUUCACAUCGCGCGAAGAAAUGUCUUUCCCGGCCCUGGUCCAGCAAGCAAAGGAACAAAUGUCCAUCGGUACAAGAUCAAAUCGUGGUCCCUUCUUCGAAGACAUCCUUCGGAUCAAGUAUUCUGGCCCUGAUCUACCUUCUUUGACUAUCGUGGACCUACCUGGUAUCAUCCAGUCACAGCUCGAAGGAGGGGGAGGGGCGGAAAGGGUCAUCGACCUUAUCGAAAGCUACAUGCGCAACGAGAAGUCUAUCAUUCUCGCAGUCGUUUCCGCUAAGAAUGACCUGGAGAAUCAAAAGGUCUUCACGUACAUCAGGGACUUCGAUCCGACGGCUUGUCGAACGCUGGGUAUCAUAACUAAACCAGAUACCCUGAACAGCGGAUCACCGAGCGAGGGAAAAGUCAUCAGACUGGCGAAGAACGAGCUCACGCCCCUCAAGCUUCGCUGGCACGUUGUGAAGAACCGGGAUUUCAAAGAGUGUGAGCAGUCCGAUGCGGAACGCGAUGAGUCAGAGAGACAGUUCUUCCAGCGAGGCGUUUGGGCUUCGCUUCCCCGCUCCGACGUCGGCAUCGCUUCCUUGAGGACGCGACUCUCUCGUGUUUUACUUGAUCACAUUGGCAAAGAACUGCCUUCCCUCGUGUCGACCAUCCAGGCCGCCAUUACAUCGACCGAAGCCAGCCUCAAAGCAUUGGGCAACCCCCGCGACAGUGACCGCCUCCAGCGCGACUACCUCACGGAGAAAGCAGAGAAGUUUCAGAUGCUCACUCGCGACGCGCUGAGAGGGUUAUACAGCAACCCUUUCUUCAACUUGGCCGCGGCAGACGAGCGAGCCCCUACUCGUCUCCGUACCGAGAUCCAGAAUCUCAACAUCGCGUUCGCGCACACCAUGUACCGCAAAGGCCAUACAUGGGAGAUCACAGACGAGGCGCAAGCAUUCAUCACAUCCGGAUCCGGCACCAGCGCUCUUUCAUCCCAGGCAAUCCAAGAAUACGAUGCUCAUUUCGAUGACCCUUGCGCCCUAGCGCGGACCCAGUUCCUCCAAGAACAAAUCAACGACUACGUCCGACAAAGCCGGCAGUCUGGAUUGCCCUCUCUUGUGAACCCAUGGGUCAUCGGAGAAGUGUUUCGCCGCCAGUCGGAACCGUGGGCAGAAAUUGCCGAGCAUCAUCUUGAACGGGUAUUCCAGGCUGUCAAAGACUACAUCAAUCUAGGAUUAAGCUCCUUAAUGGAUACGCGAACGCGCAACAUGCUCAUACUCGAACAAGUCGAGCCUGAGCUGGAGCAGCGAUGGGAGAAUGUCAAGGCGAAGCUAGGCGAACUGCUGCUACCCUACACGGAACAAGAUCCCGUCACGUACGAUCCAACCUUCAUCUGCGAGAUCGAAGACAUCCGGUCCAGGCGCUCCUCUAAGCGUCUCCAGAUGCAAUCGCAGACUCCAGUCUUCGGGAAGAUCUCUACCCACCAGCUCUUGACCGAGUCUAUUGACGACUUCACCAACUCUGAGAUUCUAGACCUCAUGCAGACGUACUACAAGAAAGCCAUCUCGGUCUUCAUCAACAAUGUCGCCGUCCUCGCGAUCGAAAACUGCCUAAUCGCGCGUCUAGAAUCCAUCUUCUCCCCCGUCCUCAUCUCCAGCAUGGAAGAAGACACGCUUCGAGCCAUUGCCUCGGAGUCCGAAGAGAUUCGUACCGAGCGUGCGGCGCUGAAGCAGAAGCUGGACGAUUUGAAAUACGGCAAGCGCAUCCUGCACGUCCACGCGUGCGACGCUCGAUCCGCCUUAAGACCCCCCACCCGCGUUACGAAGACCGCUUCGAGGUCGCGACGCACCAUCCCUAGCGAGUCGCGACCUCGCACGCCCAUCCCGCAGACCGAAAACGGGAGCCAGAAUCAAGACGAUGACCAAGUGGACGGUAUCACUUCGCACUUCAACAACCUCACCGUCACACCGCCGCCCACCGACCCAAAGCCCAGAAAGGGCUUGCAUAGCCGGAGUCGCUCGGUGACACCGACGCCCACCAAGAAGGCGUCUACUAAGCCGCGAUAUCGAAACUGGCCGCCCAACUUCGUUGCUGAUUCUCAGUCUGAGAGCGAGGACGCAAUGUAUUCGCCAGUGCAAAGCUCUCGAGAGAUGGCUGCUCAAGCUUGA